Messenger RNA from Sporisorium graminicola, 3747 nucleotides. RefSeq lists its product as uncharacterized. Lineage: Eukaryota; Fungi; Basidiomycota; Ustilaginomycetes; Ustilaginales; Ustilaginaceae. The record is from RefSeq and is a predicted model, not a curated record. The coding region runs from base 1 to 3747 and encodes 1248 amino acids. The transcript has a single exon.
AUGCGUCCGUCACCAAUCUUUCAGCCUUCUCUCAAUUCGUCGUGCACCGUGCCGCAAAGCAAGGCAUAUCAUGAUGGCAUCACCUUUGCAGCUCACUACCCGGCCGAUGGUUACGCUGCUUCGUUGGCCAACGGCGAAGCACGUCUUGAACUCUGGACCGACCUUCCCGUCUCGCAAUGCAGUCCUGCCAGUACUUCCAGGGCGACUGCUUGGAAGGCGGUACCCCUUCUGCCCCUCACAGCCUCAAUCGACCGUAACAACGGAUACGUCUUUGCGGUCACUGUCAAAUGCUUCAACCAAGCUGCAGAGGCAGUCUUCAGCUUUACGUAUCGUAUCGUGCAUCCCGACGGCAAGAUUGACUGGAUCAGUUCGCCCUCCAACGAUGGUCAGAUCUUCAUGCCUUCCAGGCAAGGUCCCUGUUACACUCUUCGACAACUGGUGCAGCCGCACUCGACCACAGAACUCAACCUGGGCCAAGGCGAAGCCUCGCCUGCUGAAGUCAACGAUUCCUUCACGCUUGCUUGCCUGACGACCAGCCGACGUCACACCUCCGGAAGCAUUGGCUUCAGCAUCAUGUCGAGCCGCGUCCAGUCUGGCCUGGUUAUAGAAAGGACUAAAUCGACCUGGUGCACUUCGCGGCGAUUUCAAUCGCUCACUGAAGUAUCACCAGACUUCGGCUCCAACCUCAUCGUUCUCGAGCUGUCACAAUCUUGCAGCAACGAGGUGCUCGUCGUUCUUCCGGUCUUUGACGAUGGCCAGCCUCCGGCGCGUCUCGUUCGAGGCCCGUGCGGUGAUGAUGUUGUCAACUUUGAGAUAACCGGAGGCGGUGCAUCGCACGCCAAAGUAUCGCUCGCCCUCGGCACUGCUGCCAAGCUGAAAGAGGUCAUCACAGCAUGUCGCAUUCAUGCUGCAAGAUCACUCCGCACGAGCAUCCACGAACCUCUGGGGCUCUCUUGGUCAGCGAGAAAAACGCUUGAUGUCGACUCGCCUUUGUCCGACGUCGUCGUACCUUCCGUACCCUGUGCGUACGACGAGUCCGAUUGCGUCGACGUCUCAUUCUGUUCCGACUCUACAGCUGUCGACAGUGCUGACCAGAGUCCCAGUUCCGCCAACUCGCUGAUGAUUCCAAGCUCAGGCGAUGAAACGCCUCCAACACUUCUAGAACGAGAUGACGCCUCGACUGUCAGCGGCGAUGACACAGUCCAGGCUGAAGCUUUGCCAUCACCGCCACAGUCUAAGGCCGGGCUUGGGUUUUGCACCUGGGAAGCGAUGCAGAACCAGGAGCGACGUCCGUACCUCUCCGAGGUGGUCGCUGCACUCGAGGCCGCGGAAAGUCGUCUGGGUCAAGGCUCCAUCGUGGCUCUGCUCAUCAACGAUGGCUGGCAAGACGUCGUAUGUGGCGCUGACGAUCGUGGCCGACUCAACAGCUUCGAUAUGGACCCAGCAAUCCUCGACAUUGAAGACGCCGCCAGUCUGGAUAAAGCAAAUGUUGCAAACCGCCCGUCAGUCCUGGCUCGCUACACUGCAUACAUUCAAAAGCGGUUCCCUGCCAUCCGUUCUGUUGGCUGCUGGAUGACUUUGGCCGGAUAUUGGGAUGGGAUUCAUCCCGAUGGACCGAUUGCUGCUGGCCUCAGUGCGCCUCUUCGUCACGUUAGAUUGGAAGAUCCUUUCCGCCAAGCGAGCCGGAACUGGUUCGUGCAAGCUACUGAGCUCGACAUGCAUCUAUUCUGGGAUAGGGCAUUCCAUUCCUUGCGCGAAAGCGGCGUAGACUUUGUCAAAAUCGACGCUCAAGCCGAGUGGGAGUGGAUCCAAGAGGAUGCCAGCUCUGGACAGCCUUUCAACGCGGCUGCAUUGGGAAAGGCAGCCUUCGAAGCCAUGGAAGGCGCAGCAAUGCGCUACUUUGGCACAGGAGGCGGUGUGAUCCACUCAAUGGCGUUCACCUCGAACCUCACCAACACGCUCAGAACACUUUCCAGCCAAGGCAUGACGGUUCGAUGCACCGACGACUUUUUCCCACAAAUUCCCGAGGCGCAUCGUCACCACUUGGCUCAUAAUGUCUACAAUUCACUGCUACUCCCGCAUCACCGUUGCGACGCGGACAUGCUUUCCCACUGUCUGGGUAGCAGCAGUGUCGCUGGUCAAGACUACACGGGCUUUCAUGCUUCGUUCCGAGCUUUCACAGACGCACGUCUCUGGGUCUCGGACAAAGCUAACGCUCCUGUGCACGACUCGCUUCGAGCGCUUGUUGCUCCUCCGACACUGUCCAAUGCAGGCGCCAGCGUGUGUGUUCAGGCAAGUGGAAGCCUGAUGACAGGCAGUGCUUUUGACGACUUCGUCAGCGAUGGUGUCGGACCCGCUUUGAAGAUGACAGUGCAACACGAAAGCACCGCGAGCGCCACUGUUGGUCUCUGGAACCUGCGUGGUAGCGCAGAGACCUUCGAUGUGCUGCAACCCAAACAGAUGCUCAGCAGGCAAGAUGAAGUUGAACAGGUGGCCAGCUCGCUACAUACCUAUUAUGCUGUUCGAAGCUUCCGGUCAGGCCAGAUCUGGCUUCUGGCCAGCGGGGCCGAUCAGGAAGGGAGGGAGAGCGGUUCACUCGGUGCAACUCUCCCAGCGGGAUCUUGGGAGGUUCUGACAGUCUCUCCACUGCGGAAGACGAUGGUGCAAGGAGUGAGUGUGGCUCUGCUCGGCGCAACAGAGUAUUUCAUGACGCCGGGUGCUGUUCAAGCAGUCACCAUCGCCACCGCGUACCCUCACAAAGAAAGCAGGCGACGUUCCGACUUUUCUCACUUUCGACGGCCUUCGCAUCAACGACACCGAUCGAAUUGUUCCAGCAGCAACAUCAGCAUCAGCAGCAGAAGCAGGUCUCCGACCACUAUGGCGAUCCAAGCAAAGCAGACCGAGUCUGCACUGACGACGGUUGCUGUCGAGUCAUUGAUGCAGAGGUCGGACGCUGGAGCGCGCGCCGUGCUGCUGUCGCUUGCCCUUGUCAAUGGAUUCUUCGCGAUCCUGCAGACAAUGAUCACCGGCGCCAUGCGGGUGCCUGGCAAAGGCAAUGGAAGCGUGGCAAAAGCCAAGACACCUGGCGCCGACAUUGCCGACACAAUGAUCGGGAUGCUGGACAAGCUGCAGACGUUGUUCGUGUUUGGACUGCUCGUGCUCGCGUCUUGGACCUGCACGCUCCCCAGGGCCUCGGCACCAAGCGGACCAAAACCAUCCUGGCGACGCUUCCUCAACGCCAAACAGACUCUUUGGGGAGACGCGAGCGAUGCGGCGUAUUUCGACGACGCGACGCUGCGCAAGGUGCGCUUACGUCCAGCCGAUGCAGUGAGCACCCUGAAACGCUGCCUCACCGCACGCACCAUGCUCCCGCUCCGUUCGUGUCCGAUCUCGCUCGCCGACCCUCAACCCUCGAGCCCGUCCACCCCGCAAUCGCCCCGACCCGACGUGGUCGUUACCGCGCUCGUCGACAUCGCGGCCAAGAUCAGCUUCCUCGUCCUCUGCCCGACGCGGGACGCCAUCAAAACAUGCAAGAUCGACCGCACCCGGUACGACACUGCCGCGACACCCUGGAUCCGCGUCGAGCCUGUGCAGCUCGAAGCGGGGUCUGCGCAGGAUGUGGGCAAGACCGCGUUCUGCGUGGAGAUCAACCUGCAGGCGUACAAGGCGAGCCAGGACGAGUCAGUGGUGCAGACCUUGUCGGCGCCGGUCAGCGUGUCGCUUCGCAUCAGCGGCGGCGCAGAGUAG